Cyprinodon tularosa is the source of this 1435-nucleotide messenger RNA. Its product is annotated as protein phosphatase 1 regulatory subunit 3C-B-like. The record is from RefSeq and is a predicted model, not a curated record. The transcript is spliced from 2 exons. Gene Ontology annotation, cellular component: protein phosphatase type 1 complex. Lineage: Eukaryota; Metazoa; Chordata; Actinopteri; Cyprinodontiformes; Cyprinodontidae. The coding region runs from base 25 to 1053 and encodes 342 amino acids. Gene Ontology annotation, biological process: regulation of glycogen biosynthetic process. Gene Ontology annotation, molecular function: glycogen binding; protein phosphatase 1 binding.
UUUUAUUUCCUGUUUUAGUAUUCCAUGAGUGCUGCAAGUGUGCUCACAUCUUUCAGUCCUUCAGCAAUGCCUGGCCCGGUAUUGACAGACGUAGCCAUGAGGUUCUACAUCAGCCACUCUCCGCCUCCUCUCCGAAGCUUUAUCAGCUCCUAUGGGGACCUGCAGAGGGCCAAGAACAGGGUCAACCAGUCCAGCAACCGCAGCUGCAACCAGCAGCUCUACCAACCCCUGCGACCCUGCCUCAGCAGCCAGCGCAAGGCGGCGGACGACAGCAGCCAUGUGGCCUGGUCCAAAAAGAAGCCCACCAAGAAGAGCGUGGUGUUCGCCGACACCAAGGGUCUGUCUCUCACCACCAUCCACGUCUUCUCCAAGUUCGACGACGAGCGGUACCAGAAUAAGCCGGUUGAUAGAAUCACAGAGGAGCUGCAGUUUGAGAUGACUGACCUUGGAACCGCCACCAUGGAUCUAAAGAUCAGCUCGCCGCGAAGCCUGGCGCUCGACUUCAAACAGCCCUCAGCCGACUACCUGGACUUCCGGAACCGCCUGAUUCGGAACUGUGUCUCCUUGGAGAACUGCUCGCUGCAGGAGCGCUCCCUGACCGGCACCAUCAAAGUCAGGAACAUGGGCUACGAGAAGUCCGUGCAGGUGCGCGUCACCUACGACUCCUGGGCCACGUUCACCGAUUACGACUGCACCUUCCUGAACAACGUCUACGGCUGCCAGGACACUGACACCUUUGCCUUUGAGCUGGACCUCCCUGAACGCACCCUGCCACAGAACCGGAUCGAGUUCUGUAUCUGCUUCAAGGUCCAGGGCCAAACCUUCUGGGACAAUAACGAGGGCAAGAACUACCCUCUGAAACACGUCGGCUGGAGCAGAGAGGAGGUGCACAGAACCCCUGUUCCUCAUGAGAAGCCCUCAGAGCAUAAAAUGGGGGGCGGGAAGCUCCAGGAGCUGGAGUUCGAUCAGUUCGGCAGCCCACGCAUGUCCAGCGGACUGUUUCCCGGCUGGCAGAGCUGGGGUCAGAUCGACAACACGGUGCCUUACUGGUGAAAGCUUUAGGAUAUUUGCUGAGCCAACACUGGCAGCCGAUAACAGACACUGACGGGGCAUUCGGUCCAAAGCCAGCUCCAGGUCUGAGCUGGACUGACUCAAAGUACGCUGAAGCAAACAGACGGAUUUUUUUUUAGCUGCAAAGGUACACAAAUCAGACAAAAAGCAGCUCAGCUGACCUGCUUUUUGCUGGAACCGGUCACUGGGCCUGAUGAAUGAUUAAGCUGGAGGAGCAGCAGGGAAAUUCAACUGAAACGUAGUUCUCUAUCGUAGCAUAUUAAUGUGCCUUCUCUUUGUGCCUGCCCACUAAAAUAAAAGACUAACGGUGCACAAGAUAUAUAGAGACUGUUAGCCCCUUUUUGAGGGCUGGAUAGUUAAACAU